Thunnus maccoyii (southern bluefin tuna) is the source of this 3414-nucleotide messenger RNA. It is a transcript of the gene cfap251, whose product is annotated as cilia and flagella associated protein 251. Gene Ontology annotation, cellular component: sperm flagellum. Gene Ontology annotation, molecular function: protein binding. The transcript is spliced from 20 exons. The record is from RefSeq and is a predicted model, not a curated record. NCBI's taxonomy places the organism in Eukaryota, Metazoa, Chordata, Actinopteri, Scombriformes, Scombridae. The coding region runs from base 303 to 3293 and encodes 996 amino acids.
GUCCCAUAGCAACGGUAACUAGGCAACGAGACGCUCCAACAGAAGAAGCCACAGAAAUCGCGUUUUUUCAUUCACAAUUGACAAUUUAAGAUUAAAUAGUUGUUUUAGUUUUUACAUCUUUGAGUGUAGAAAAUUAGAUAAGAGCUAGUGUUGUGGUCGUUGUUUUCAGUUACUUUAACCCUAAUUGCGGAAUUUGUUAUCUUUCGUGGCCUACUCUCAGGCUAACGUUUGCCUUUAGCCGUGACUUAGCGCCCUCAACAAGCCUUCAAGAAGGCCAAGUGGUGUAAAAUCAACCAGCAGGUAUGGAUAAUGAUGAAGAGGAGGAAAUGAGUCAGAGGAAGAGCGGAAAGGACAAAGAAGAUGGUGUUGGGGUCAGGAGAGAGGAAACAGACUCCGACACACUGAAAGUGACCGCGGAGUCUCAAGUCUACACUGCAACCAGAGACACACUUUUCCCAAAGAAGAUAACUCAUACUAGAACACAUGCACUGUCACUAGACUGGGUCUUUGGGAUGAACCCUGCUCUUCCUGUCGUCAGUCUGCAAGACCACGAUCGGCUGGUGGUCCUCUAUGCUGGAGCUCAUGUUGGCAUCAUAUACAAUCACACCUCAAACUCUCAGCACACACUUCAGGGUCACUCCAGCCCUAUUUCAUGCAUGUGUGUGAGUGAAGACAGACGCUGGAUUGCGACAGCAGACCAGGGCCCAGAAAGCACAGUGAUGAUAUGGGAUUCCUACUCCGGUAUUCCUGUGCAUACAUUGUUUGAUUGCCACCCUGAGGGGGGUGUCAUUGCAAUGGCGUUUUCAAGGGACACAAAACAUCUGGUAACCAUCGGAACUGGAAAAGUUCAAUGUGUGAGUAUUUGGGAUUGGACAAAUGACACAGAAAAGCCUUUGUGGUUUACUGAACUCAGUCCUACACAUGGUUUUCAAGAUUACAUAAUUUUUAAUCCAAAUGAUAGUACUCAGCUGCUCAGCAACAGUAAAAGCCAAGUGUUACUUUACAGCACAGCCCAGGGAAGUUUGCAAUACUUUGCCCUGAAGAUUUGCACGCUCUAUAAUGCAGCCCCCAGUGUAUUUGAUGCUCCCGCAUUUCCUCACCCUUCUCCUGACUGCUCUCACAUUGUCAAAAUGGUUACCGGGUCAUUCAACCAGUCUGUGUUUCAUUGGAAAAAGCUUGAGGUCCUAACAGCCACUGCAGCAGGCAGCAUAGUGGUGUGGCAAGUGAUGGAAGACUUGGCUGCAAACCAAUGCUUGACCAAAGAUAAUGUCCAGGUUCUUUCCCUUCAGGAAGAUCCAAUCACUGUGCUCGCUAUAACUGACAGCUGUAUCGUAACUGGUGACACCCGAGGACAUAUCAACUUUUACAAUGAAAACUUCAUGCUCCUGACUUGGUACAGAGAAUUCAACCUUGAUGCUAUUGUUUCCAUUUCCUUUUCCAAAGAGUGUACAGAUGGAUAUCUGGAGGACUGCACACUGGAGGCCAAACCAUUAAUUAUCAGGAACUUUGUUGUGUCCACAGCCAGCUCCAAAGUAGUACAUGUAGAUGCUCAGACAGGCAUCCCUGAGAUCCUGAUACAUGAGAACUGUGAGCCUCUACAUGCAAUCGCCUGCCACCCCAAAAGGCCAGAUGUGGUCAUGGGCAAUCAAAGGGGCAUUUUAAAAGUGUGGGACUAUGACCGCAAACUGACCAUCUGCAGCAGGGCUUUUGAGACAGAGGAACAGAUUCAGUGUAUCACAUUUGACCCUCAAGGACUGUACCUGGCUGUCGGCUUUGGCAGUGGAGCUGUUCACAUACUGAAUCCAACGACUUUGCAAAGUCAUCCAGAGGAGUGUUUCCAUUACACUAAAGACGCCAUCCAUCACAUCACUUUCUCCUCAGACUCUAACUACCUCGCCACUGCGGAUGCCGGAAAAGCCGUGACAGUGUUCCGCUUGCAGACUAAUGAAGGCUCAUUGCCUCGUUGGACAUAUCUGGGCAGAUACCGUUCCCACUACAAACCCAUCAAAGAUCUUCUUUUUGGGGUGCACUUGGACAGCACCCAGCCCAGACUGCUUUCUCUGGGCAUGGACCGCCGACUGGUGGAGUAUGACCUGGAAAAGAGUGAUGUGAACCAGCUUGUCAUUUUAAGCUCGGAGCGCGUUGAGCAAAGUGCAGUGCCAAUGUGCAUGACCUGGUAUCCGCCCCUCUCCGCAGAGCAAUUUCUUCUCAUUGCUUCAGACCAAUACAAGAUGAAGCUUUUAAACAGCACCACCAAGAUGUGUAGAAAGACUCUCCUUGGCCCGACAUAUAGAACUCCUGUUAAGAAAAUAGCGGUUCUUCCUUUCUCUGAAGACCGUGAGACAAGCUCAUAUUACAUGGUAUUCAUCACAGACAACAAGGUGGGUCUCCAGAUUCUGCCUGUGGAUGGGAACCCCUACAAGUCCAACGCUUUGAUCUGCCAUCCGUGGGGGGUGUCUGCUUUUGCCUGUUCCUACGACGGCCGAUUUGUUUUUACGGCAGGGGGAUUCGACUGCACUGUCCUGUCAUGGGAGAUGAGCUUCAAUGCGUUGGAGGCAGCAGCAUCCUUGGGUGGAAAGGACAUGGCACCCUUUUACACUCUUCUAGAGGGAGGCAGAGAUGGAAAGUUCUACAGGGAGAUGGAGGACUUUUUCUAUUACUUCCAGGUCCGCCAUCAAGGCAUCGACUCAAUGAAGAAACGUCAAGUGUCUACCAAAAUUCCUCUUACAGAGGUUCCCUCCCUGAUGAGGGCUUUGGCCUACUUCCCUACUGAGCAGGAGAUAGAAGACAUGCAAAAUGAGGUCAAGUUCAGCAAAUAUGCUGAAACAGGGAAAUAUGUGACCGACAUCGACCUGGAGGAGUUUAUCAGGUUGUACGUCAACCACCGGCCAGCCUUUGGCAUCUCCAGCAAUGAACUCUGUCAAGCUUUUCACAUCCUUGGUAAGCGUGGUAGUACAGGACGGCCUGUUCUGCAGAGACAUAAGCUGCUGGAGCUUCUACAGGUUCGAGGGGAACCCAUGACGGAGGAUGAGGUGGCUGAGUGUUUCACUACACUUCUUGGCCUCAGUGAAGGAAAAGAAGAAGGGGAAAGUUCUGAGCACGACAUUCAUAAAUCUGACGGUGGAGAUUCAGAAUAUUCUCUACAGAGUGCGAUCCCAGAUGAGAUAUCAAUGGAGACAUUUACAGGUUACAUCCUGGGCUUCCCAUCGUCAGCACAGCAGGAUGGCAGGCCUUUUCCUCUCCAGAGUGAACAACAAACUGUCGGCUCAACUCUGGGAGCUGAGUCAUGUUGACAAUGAGCCUUUGACUCUGCUGCUCUGUUUAAGGUUGUUUUUUCAUUACAUACCUUCACAAAAAUGCUGUAAUUUUAUGUAUCUGAAGGUGAAAUAAAAUGAAUAAAGUGGUGUCAUGUUA